Plasmopara halstedii is the source of this 1119-nucleotide messenger RNA. Its product is annotated as Frag1/DRAM/Sfk1. The transcript is spliced from 6 exons. NCBI's taxonomy places the organism in Eukaryota, Oomycota, Peronosporomycetes, Peronosporales, Peronosporaceae. The record is from RefSeq and is a predicted model, not a curated record. Bases 1 to 1119 code for a protein of 372 amino acids.
AUGGUCCAGCUUUUUCACCAUCAAGCAUUAAAUCACUUAGUUCGCAGCAGUUUCACCACCCGUCAUUCUUAUACAGAGGUUUCUACUACAUCGCAAAAAAUUUGUGAUACAGUCCCCGGUUUUGUCCACCCGGAUGUGUUCGCAAAUACAGCCAGAGAUUCGGUUCAUCACCUGAUCCAUAAGUCUAUGUCACUGUAUGGUACCCAUCAUUCGAUUGUUUCCCGACUCAAGCCAUCUAUGAAUUCUUUUGAGCUACUCAACUUUCUACGAACAGCAUGCCCGCUCGGCGCCUCGAUAACUAUUCUCAUCACGCUCAUCACUUGUGUCAUUAUUGUCAAAGCGAAUGACAUUUACGUCAGUGGUCUAACGUGGCCAUUUUUAUCGGACAUGGGUCGAGACUACCCCGCAUACUAUGUAUUCACCACUGGUCUCACGACUGCUGCUAUCCUUCUCGUAAUCACGUGGACAUUUAAUUGGCAGUACCACAUGUCAACGCUGCCGGGAGAUGCCAAGAGACAUAGCACGCUGUCCACUAUUAGCUGUAUUGCUGGUAUUUUAGCUAAUUUGGGCCUCCCCGUCCUGGCUUUCUUUGAUACAUCCAGAUACUCUCAACUCCACUCUUUUGGUGCUCAGUGGUUCUUUUAUCUAGAGACCCUUGCUAUCCUUUUAAACACUAUUGUCAGCUAUAAAUUAUAUCAAGUGCUAACGGGAUUAAAUACGGACAUGGAACACUCAUGUUCAACUACGGGAGUCAAGCUUGAAAGAAGAAAAAAAACACUGACGAUCCAAGUGAUUUUCUUUUCGCUCUUUUUCAUGGCAUUUCUCAUUUAUAUGCCGAUCGGAAAGACCUUUUCACCUCCAGCGCCGCGUCUUUCGAUCGACGAUUGCAUUGAUAAAGGACUAGGCGAGGAAUAUUGCGAGAAGACUAUGCGUCUCAACUCGACGUCAACGAUCCUUUUCGAUAAUGCAUCAACGUAUGAGUCAAGUCAAAUGCGAGCAGCUGCACAACUUGUUUGCAUUCUUACUCUUGUUGGUUAUUCAGCUUCAUUUAUUACGAACGAUUACGACGAUACAGAAGGGCAAGACUUUACUCCAGAAGCCAAAAUUAUGGUGCUCUAG